AUGCCUCACCUGCGAAUCGGCAAAAUACUUGCCUCACGCGCUGCUUGGCUCAUAACCUUAUUUCGUCAUUUCCCCCCCUUCCGCCUCUCGUUUCCUCAAUCUCGUUUCCCCCCCUUCUCCUCUCAUUUCCCCCCCUUCCGCCUCUCAUUUUCCCGGAGCUCCUCCCUCUCGUUUCCCCCCUUUCUCCCUCUCGUUCCCCCCCCCCCCCUCCGCCUCUCAUUUUCCCCCCUUCUGCCUCUCGUUUCCCCCCCUUCUCCAUCUCGUUUCCACCCAUCCUCCCUCUUGUUUCCCCCCUCCACCCUCUCGUUUCCCCCCAUUCUUCCUCUCGUUCUCCCCCCAUCUGCCUCUCCUUUCCCCCCCUUCCGCCUCUCGUUUCCCCCCCCCCUUCUCCCUCUCAUUUCCCCCCCUCCUCCCUCUCGUUUCCCCCCCUUCCCCCUCUCGUUUCUCCCCCUUCCCCCUCUCGUUUCCCCUCCUUCUCCUCACAUUUCCCCAACUUCUUCCUCUCAUUUCCCCCCUUCCCCCUCUCAUUCCCCCCAUUUCGCCCUCUCCUUCUCCUCAUUCACCCUUUCCUUACCCUCAUCUCCCCAUCUCGUUUCUCGCAUUUCCCCUACUCCGUCCCCUUGUUUCCCCAUCUCCCCUCAUUUCAUCCUCUCGUUCCUCUUGUUUCCCACAUUUCCCCUUAUCCGUCCUCUCCUCUCCCUUUCUCCGUCCCCUCCUUUACCCCUCCUUCCCCUCAUUUUCCCCUCUCCCUCCCCUCAUUCCCCCCUCUCCUUUCCCUCAUUUCCCCCCUCCUUACCCUUCCCUGCCCCCACCCUGCCGGCAGCUUACCCUCUCAUCGCCAAAUUGUAA
Messenger RNA from Closterium sp. NIES-65, 849 nucleotides. Lineage: Eukaryota; Viridiplantae; Streptophyta; Zygnematophyceae; Desmidiales; Closteriaceae. The record is from the annotation of a GenBank genome assembly.